Messenger RNA from Osmerus eperlanus (European smelt), 3115 nucleotides. It is a transcript of the gene atad3, whose product is annotated as ATPase family AAA domain containing 3. Gene Ontology annotation, molecular function: ATP binding; ATP hydrolysis activity; zinc ion binding. Lineage: Eukaryota; Metazoa; Chordata; Actinopteri; Osmeriformes; Osmeridae. Gene Ontology annotation, cellular component: mitochondrion. The transcript has 17 exons. Bases 130 to 2136 code for a protein of 668 amino acids. The record is from RefSeq and is a predicted model, not a curated record. Gene Ontology annotation, biological process: mitochondrion organization.
UCUGCACUUGCGCAAAGUAGCAGCAUGACAAGCGUGUCUGAAGCGUCGUAGUGACAAGCAGGCACAGCAGCACGAACCGCAUCCCCACAACCGGCAUUUCCGAAGAGUUCGUCACCCGUUUACAGUAAGAUGUCCUGGCUGUUCGGCCUUAACAAGGGGCAGCCCGAGGCGCCCCCUGAGUUCCCCGGUCCGCCGCCACCACCUCCACCGGCUGGUGGGUCCGGUGGUGGCUCCACAGGCGGUGAUAAACCCAAGGACAAAUGGAGCAACUUCGAUCCAACGGGGUUGGAGCGAGCGGCCCAGGCAGCCAAGGAGCUGGACAAGUCCCGCCAUGCCAAAGAAGCUCUGGAGUUGGCACGCAUGCAGGAACAGAGUGUUCAUAUGGAACACCAAACCAAAAUAAAGGAGUACGAGGCAGCACUGGAGCAACUGAAGGGGGAUCAAAUCCGCAUCCAAGGAGAGGAGAGGAGGAAAACUGUGAAUGAGGAGACCAAACAACAUCAGUCGAGAGCCCAGUACCAAGACAGGCUAGCCAGACAGAGGUACGAGGAUCAGCUCAGGCAACAGCAAACCAUAAAUGAAGAAAACCUCCGCAGACAGGAAGAGUCUGUACAGAAGCAGGAAGCCAUGAGAAAAGCAACAAUUGAGCAUGAGAUGAAUCUGAGGCACAAAAACGAGCUUCUGCGUGUGGAAGCGGAGUCUAGAGCAAGGGGUCGCGUGGAGCGGGAGAACGCUGAUAUUAUCCGUGAGCAGAUCCGCCUGAAGGCAGCAGAACACAGGCAGACCGUUCUGGAAACUAUACGAACUGCAGGUGCUGUGUUUGGAGAAGGAUUUCGAGCUUUUGUGUCUGACUGGGAUAAAGUGACAGCUACGGUGGCAGGACUGACCCUUCUGGCCGUGGGCGUGUACACAGCCCGGAACGCCACGGGGGUGGCAGGGCGAUACAUUGAGGCUCGGCUUGGCAAGCCCUCAUUGGUCAGAGAGACGUCCCGCAUCACUGUGGGGGAGGCGAUUAAGCACCCCGUAAAGGUGACAAAGCGCUUGACGAGCAAGCCUCAGGAUGCCCUGGAGGGAGUAGUGCUCAGUCCAACUCUGGAGGAGCGUGUACGUGACAUUGCCAUAGCAACCAGGAACACGAGGCAGAACCGUGGCCUGUACCGUAACAUCCUAAUGUACGGACCUCCUGGCACUGGAAAGACCCUUUUUGCCAAGAAGCUGGCAAUGCAUUCUGGGAUGGACUAUGCCAUUAUGACAGGUGGUGAUGUGGCGCCUAUGGGCCGUGAGGGCGUCACUGCUAUGCACAAAGUGUUUGACUGGGCCAACACAACUCGCCGUGGCCUGCUGCUCUUUGUUGAUGAAGCUGAUGCAUUCCUUCGCAAGAGAUCCACUGAGAAGAUCAGUGAAGACCUUAGAGCAACUCUGAACGCAUUCCUUUACCGCACUGGAGAGCAGAGCAACAAGUUUAUGCUAGUACUGGCCAGUAAUCAGCCAGAGCAGUUUGACUGGGCGAUCAACGACCGUAUCGACGAGAUAGUCAACUUCGCCCUUCCGGGCCUUGAGGAAAGGGAGAGGCUGGUGCGACUGUACUUUGACAAAUACGUGCUGGAGCCAGCCACCGGGGGGAGACAGAGAAUGAAGCUGGCACAGUUUGACUAUGGGCUGAAGUGUUCUGAGAUUGCCAAACUGGCAGAGGGCAUGUCCGGCAGAGAGAUCUCCAAACUGGGCGUGGCCUGGCAGGCUGCAGCAUACUCAUCAGAGGACGGUGUCCUUACGGAGGCCAUGAUUGAUGCCCGGGUGGAGGACUCCAUCAAACAGCACCUCCAGAAGAUGAACUGGCUGCACAGAGACGAGGCUGCUGCAGAGGUCAUACCUGGCCAGACCGGGGCAGCGGACGCUGGGGCUGGGAUAGGUUUCACACUGCCCAAGGGACAGCCUGCCCAGGCUCAGGAGGUCCUGGCUCCUGUCCUGGGGACUGUCCAGGCUAAAGUAGAGAGUGUCCAAGCAGAGGACAUUUUACAGACCCAAGGGGAGGGGCUAGAGAGUAAAGCCCAGAAUGAAGCCCCUCCCCUUGAGAGAGAGGCAGGGAAGGAGGGUGAUGCCAAAUCUACGCCAUCAAAAGAUGGGACUCCGGUUUAAGAUGAGGAAACUGUCUGGAAUUGCUGCGGUUGAUGCCUCCUGUUCCUCAGUGUGUGUAGUCUGUAUGAACGUCUGUCUGUCCGGCUGGCUCUGGCUUCCAGAGCAGAGAGUGCCGAAGAGACACUAGCUAGCAUUUCAUAAAACAAUUAUGCAGAAACUGAAGAGCAGUUCUAAUAUAUUACAUAUUUAAAGAUUCUGGAAAUGUACUUUAUACGGGUACCUUUUGUCUGUAAUUGUAGAAAUAGAGAUGCACUGUAAGAGAUGACUACUGACAUGAAGUGUUAUGGAGAUGGCUGUGUUUUUUUAUAAACAGUAAAAUAAUCGAUAUUUCUUACAACAGUUGAUCUUUGUGAUUCAUUAUGUAUAAAAUGUUAUGGAACACAAGGCAGACCACACAUUGGUCUCUCUUUAGAUAUAUUUACAUUACAUUAAGACAGAUUAAUUGCACAAACAAGUUUAGAUGUAGGAUAGGUAUUAAGCCAUAGUGCAUGAUGAGGUAGAAUUUAAACAGUGCAAUGACUUUGUAAAACUCCACUGGCAGCUUUAACGAAACAGACAUUUUCCUCAACAGCAAUGUCUGGAUGGAAAGACAGGCACAAGACUGGGCUAGGUGGACUCAGACUAUAUUUCACAGUAAUAAGAGUUACUCACUUCUACACUGUUAUGCCAAGGACACAUAUCAUCGUAGCUGGUUCUCAUGUCCUUGACAUGGCACUGUAUGAAUGAGGGUUGUGUUGGUCACUAAACACUACAUAGGCAGUGGGAAAGCUGUUAAAGCCACCAUGGUGCACCUGAUUUUCAUUUGAGCACCGUUUUAUGAACUUUAAAAUGAGUAGACCCCAGUUGGAAUUAAUAGAGGUUAUACUCUAACACCCUACCCAAAUCAAAUCCCAGGUAACAUUUCAAACUACAUUAUGAACAUGCCACAACAUAAUAUCACAGGGCAUAUCACCCUCAGGCUAAAUAAAUAUGUCUUCAA